GCCUAUUGGGCCACUGAGGAAGCUCCACUCGCGCCCUAUUGGUCGGUCUCGCCGGCUCCUCCAUUCUUUGACUUUACUUUCCACACACGGCUCCGCCCCCUCGGCGAGCGAAGCGCCGCCUUGACUCGCACUGCUCCCCCGCCCGCGGAGGGUCACGUGAUGUUUUCGCCGUGGUGCCGCCGCCGCGGCUGCCUGCCUGUGUGAGGAGCGAGCGAGCGAGCGAGCGGGCGGCCAAGAGCGGGAGAGCCAGGCGCGCUCCGACCGGCUGCGAGUGGGUGGGCGCUUGGUCCGUCCGCCGGUCUGAGGCGGCCCGUCAGGAGGAGUCUCCGCUCACCUCCGGCCACGAGUCCCGGCCCGGAGUCCUGCGGCCACCCAUGUCCAGCCGGGCCUGGGAGCCCCUUCCGUUCUGAAGGCGGCUUUCCCGCCUCGCCCAGCCCAUCGGACCCUGCCCUGGGCCCCUCAAGAUGGCGAGUGGGACGAUCGGUACAGGCGGCGGAGGUCCCUGCCCGGCGCUGGAGGCGAACGACGGGACUGCGACCUCUCAGACCGGCGCCGCCGCCGCUGGAGGAGGAGGCGACAGCCAGGGGGCCAACGCGACCAACCUUGCUGUUGCUGUGACAUCUGAAGAGGAUCAGGAGGUGGCCGAGAGCUCUCCCGGCCCUCCCCCUGCUCAGCCUCCACAUCAUCUGAUGCUCCUGCUGAGGAGGUCCCCCAGUGCUUCCCUCUGCCUGGUCCAAGAAGAAGAGGCUGCCCUGCCUGCUGGCAGUGUUGGGGCAGUGGCUGUGGGGCGAGGUGGACCUGCUUCUGCCGGGCGAGGUGGCCCUUCUGGACGGGGAGUGCCCUCUGCCCCAUCGGUCGGCGCCACUGGAAGUUCGCUGGGAGACGAUGUGAGGAAAUGUGGCUACCUGAGGAAGCAGAAACAUGGCCACAAGCGCUACUUUGUGCUGUGGGAGGAGAGUCACCUGGCCCCAGCCCGGUUGGAAUACUAUGACAGCGAGAAGAAGUUCAAGAGCAGCUUGAGAGCAGCAGUGGGGAACGUGGCCCUGUGCUGCCCACCUCCCAAGCGUGUGAUCCCUCUGUACCAGUGCUUCACGGUCAGCAGGAGGGCAGAUGCCAAGCACAAACACAUCAUUGCCCUAUAUACCAAGGAUGAGUAUUUUGCGAUGGUGGCUGAGAAUGAGGCAGAACAGGAGGGCUGGUAUCAGGCAAUCAGUGAGCUUAUGAGUCAGAGCAAGAGAGGGUUCUUGGAGCAGGAAGACCAGGCUGAUCAGCUGCUAGAUGAUGAUGAUGAGCAUUAUGGAACUGCUCUGAGACCAGGCACUGUCUUCAAGGAAGUCUGGCAAGUCAAUGUGAAGCCCAAGGGGCUAGGGCAGACAAAGAACUUGACUGGGGUGUACAGACUGUGCCUCUCCAGUAAGGCCAUCCACCUUGUCAAACUGAAUUCUGAGGUACCUUCUGUCCGUUUACAGCUGAUGAAUAUCCGUCGGUGUGGGCAUUCGGAAAACUUCUUUUUUAUCGAGGUCGGCAGGUCAGCAUCCAUUGGGCCAGGUGAGCUAUGGAUGCAAGUGGAUGAUUCCGUUGUUGCUCAGAACAUGCAUGAGACCUUUCUGGAGACCAUGAAAGCGUUGAAAGCCUUCUCCGAGUUCAGACCACGCAGCAAGAGCCAGUCAUCUGGUGGUGGUAGCAGCACCAACCCCAUUUCAUUCAUCACUACCAGGAGGCACCUUGGCAACCUGCCACCCAGCCAAACCGGCUUACAAAGACGAUCCAGAACCGAAAGUGUUACUGGUGGGACUCCGCCUACCACUAAGAGCAGUAGUUCCUAUCGAUUCAGAACUUCUAGUGAAGGAGAGGGUACGAUGACAAGACCAUUCAGGUCAGUGACUGGGAGCCUGAUUCAUUUGAAUACUGCACGGAUGAACUUAGGACGGCAAGAAGGGAGUGGGCGAUAUGUUAGAGCAGCGUUUAGCUCUUCUUAUCAUACCAGAUCUGCCUCUCUGCCCAUAUCUCAUUUCCCUUCCACUACUAGCCCCAUCAGCGUUUCUUCGAGUAGCGGCCAUGGGUCUGCUUCAGAUACUCUUGUAAGGCCUUCCAGUUCAUCUGUCUGUGGUUCCCCGAGCGAUGGAGGUUUUAUCUCUUCAGAUGAAUAUGGUUCCAGCCCUGGAGACUUCCGAUACUUUCGUGUGAGGAGUAAUACUCCAGAUUCCUUGGGUAACACGCCACCCAUUAGAGAGGAGAACUGUUUAAGUGAAUACAUGUCCAUGAGCAAACAGCAAUUGGACAAUAGCUCGAGAGAUGAUUCCAGGGAAGCUGAAAAAUGCAUUAGAAAAAGAACUUACUCUUUAACGAAACCUGCUUCUACACCAGCGCAACAGAAAACAGGCCAAACUGCAGCAUCUUUAGACGAAGAUUCUGUUGGAAGUCAUGGACAUGUGCCUUGUUCUGAAUCGCCAAAACUUAAAGAUAGUCCUGAUCCAGAAUAUGGAGAGCUUGCCCUUGAUUCUGUGUAUAAUCAAAACAGGAAUAAAACCAGAGAUGAUGGAUACAUGCCAAUGAUGCCAGGAGUUGCAUCUUCUCUUGCAAGCAACAGUGAUUAUCUGCCAAUGACGCCUAAAACUGCAUCUGUACCAAAACAGAUAAACAAUUGGUCAUCAUCUCAGGCUGACUCCAGAGGGUACAUGAUGAUGUUUCCCAGGGCUGUCUCUUCACCGGUACGAAGUCCUUUAACUGGAUUUAACUCCAAAAGUGGUACUGACAAGCUGGCAAAUAAUGAGUAUAUGGAUAUGUCACCUGGAAAUUCAUCUGCUCCAAAGCCACCAAGUGAUUCAAAUUAUAUGCAUACCAGUGCUAGUUCGAAAGGUUUUGGCUCUUACUUUUCUCUCCCACGAAGCUUUAAGACUUUAGGACAAAAUGGUGAACAUAAUGAAUAUGUACCCAUGUCAUCACCUGGGAAAUUACUGUAUGGUGGCUCUGAAAAUGGUAAAAAUGCCAGUAGUGAAGUUCUGACUAAUGGCCUUUCCAAAUCAACUAUUCUGAAAGCUUCAGAGGAAAGCUUUGGGCAGAACCGGGUUGCCAGACCUACAAGACUUCCACUAGGUACUAGAGGUAGUAACACUAUCCCAAGGAUGUAUGAUCGUAUGAUUCCACUUGAGCCUUCAAGUCCUGGUGAAUAUAUCAAUAUAGACUUUGGUGAAAAAGCAAGUAAUACCCCAUACUCUUUAUCUGCAGAAGGAUCACCAUCAUCUCUUGGCUCCAGUAGUGACCACAGGCAAUCUCCACUGUCCGACUACAUGAGUGUUGAUCUGGAUGUUCAGUCACCAAAAGCAGCAAAGGACCUGUCUAGUUCUUUAACAGAUAUUUCAGUUUAUGCUAGCUCUAGUAUUCCUAGAAAUCAGUCUGAUGCUGAUUACGCCAGGCUCCCGUUUGGCACUGCUUGUGUUAAUGCACCAAGUGGUCGGAUGGAUGACUACACUGAGAUGACCUUCAACAUAGCAGCCACGCCACCUGGACCAUUUGCCACCGAAAGCAAAAACGGCUUGAAGAUGGAUAGUCCUCCUUCCAUAGUCAAUCGAUUGUGCAUUGUUGACCAGUAUGCUGGUAACAGUGACUUCUCUGUUCCCAUUCCUGAACCUCCAGUGGUCCCUAAAGUCAUUCGUGCUGACCCACAAGGAAGGAGGCGGCAUAGCUCUGAAACGUUUUCUUCUGCUGCCACUGUUACCACAGCUUCCUCUUUCUUUACUGACAGUAGUAAAAGGCACAGCUCUGCCUCUUUUGACAAUGUGUGGUUGAAACCUGAAGAGCACAUUUCAGAUGGCCACGAAAGCAAGAUGUCCAGAGAUACUUCAACUGGGUUUCAGAAUGGCUUAAACUAUAUAGCUCUGAAUUUACGAGAGAAUUCUCUAAACUGUGAGGAGAGCCCUAGUACACCCAAUUGCCACCUCUCAAAUGGUACUUUGAAUCUGGAAGGUGGAGUAUAUGUAAGCAUAGACUUCAGCAGAUCAGAUGGCUUGAAGUGCAAUGCUGCAAGAAAAGACUGAUGGCAUUACCAUGGAAACCAUUGUGAGAAGGGCAGGCUUUCCCAGCUGGCGUAUCCAUAACUGUGUGGUGCUUUUGGAAGCGGAGCCCACCUUCAGCCCUCUCUCUUCCUCUCCACCAGCACGAACCUAGAUGCGCAUCAUCCAAAUGAUUUUUCAUCGAGUGGCUGUGAAGUCUGCGGUUGUGCUAAUUUGAAUGGACCCUUGAUCAUAGAUGAGUCACGGCAGAGGUCUCUGUGCCCCCUUUGGCAUCUCUGCCCAGGUGAUGGUGGGCAUGCUGGAGCGAAGAAGAGGACGGCUUCCUGGAACACCUCUGUUCUUUCCCAUCAGUUUCUGUUUUGAGGAGUCAUGGGAUGGUGUCUGAGAAAUCUACCUAAUAUGGGUUUUUGGUGCCCCCCCUCCCCCCAGUACUUGAAAUGAAUUGCUGACAUAUUAUAAAUGUUUUAGAAUUGCUGUGGGGGUUUUUUGGAGGGGGGGAGUUCUAAAAUCCAUUUGGAAGGGAUGAGAAGAGUAGCUUAAGGCUACUGAACCUGUGAUCCUGGGCGUACUUAGCUUGCAGGUUUCCUGAGAAUCAAUUAAGGCUUGCAACCAAUGUUCAGAAUAGUAGAUUCCGACGCAGAGCAGCCUUUCCUGUCCCCUAAUGAGCGAACUGUGGGAGAAUCUUUCUGUCCUCUGCAUUUCUCUCGACCACCCCAUCCCCAGUGCACGUUCUCUUCGGUGCCUGCCUUUUUGCCUUGCGCAUGGUGCAAGAGAAGAUGGCCCGUUUACGUCCUCCCCUGUCCAGGCAGGGGAAAGGAGGGAAAAGCUGCUUAUGUGUCGUCCCCCCCCCCUCCCCACACACACACCAAUCACAGCCACCUUUUUCAGAGAAGCGGUUUCAUUGAACGAUAAGCCGCUUCUUUACAAAUGUCGCCAGGACUGCUCAAAAACAGACAAGGGGGAGCGGGCCGGGAGAGCAGCUUCUUGCUUUUCUCUCCCGAGAAGCUGUCAAGUUAGCAAAAAGUUACAAAUCUGGCAUGAACGCAAGCCCACUAAACCCACUACGAGCCCAGCGGAUUAGUCGGUGCCCACCCUCUUUGGAGCCCAUUUAACUGUGGCUCCCAUCUUCUGGGCUGUAAGACAUGCCCUGGCUGUGGUGAGGCUUCAUGACCGCAGGCCCAAGACAGUGUAAGCUUUGGGGUUCAGGGGGGAAAGACGGUACUUAAGUGAUUCCUUUUUUUAAAAAAAAAUCCCUUUAUGGUACAAGAAAUGACUAGAUCCUCUACCUUCCUCGCUUCAAAAAAAAUCUUGUCUGCUCAAAUCAAAGAUUUGUGAGUGGGAAUAUCUGGAAUAAAUAGAACUGAAGAAUUGGUCGGAUGUGAUUACGAUUAAGUUUUCUGUUAACAUCUCCCUGUGUAAUUAUUUGUUAGUUAUACAUUUUGGAGACGAGGGGAGUUGGUAUUCUUUUUAAGUUCGGAUGGAAAAAUGCAGAAUCUAUAUAUAUCCCCUGCAUUAUAAUGUUGAUAUGCUAGUGAGCUUUUGUAGAGAGAAUCCCUUAAUCUUAAAACUUAACAAUGAAUGCUCUCUUUAAUUUGGAACCACUGUUUUGUCUCUAUUUGAAAUUGGGGAGGGUGGGGGGAGGGAAUAUCCAUGCCUAAAUCAUGUCCUGUAAGUAUUCCUAAUGAGGUGGACGACACUUCCUUGCUAGUGGGUGUUGGAAAUUGAAAAUUGUAGGCAGAAUCCAGGUGCCUCGCUUUGUGGACAGAUGUCAUUAAAGAGCAUGACACUAGUUGGUACAUAUAGUAUAUACUAAUAAUUAGAAGCACUGAUAAUGGAAAGGAUUGAAAGCGGUACGCAAAUCCUCAGGCGCCACGCAGCUGGCCUUCCUCUCCAUUGUAUAUUGUACAGCUGUGGAGCCAGGGUUAGCCUCACCUUCGACCACCUGACCACCUUGAGGUACUAGACAAGUUUGUAUAACAAAUUAGACCCUGCUGUCAGUCUUGAUGUUCAUUACUGUGUACUGAAAUCUAUUUUUUUUUGGUUAGUCUUAAUGUUCACGUCACACAACUUUGUUGGUAACCUUUGGCAAACGUAGUUGGCGUCCAUGAGAUUACGCAGAGCAUGGUAAUCGGCAGGAAGAGGCUGCUGCAGAGUUUAAAAGCACAGAUGAAUUGUUCCUGAAUCUAGAAAAGCCAGGUUUUCAGGCAUACAGUUAACUAGUUGCUGCUAAACAGGUUUUAACUUUAAAAAAAAGAGAGAGAGAGAGAGACCACUUUUCUAGACCACAAAACUGUCUUGCCAUAUACAUUUUGUUCGGACUCUGUAAAUUAACAAUGCAAUAGGUACUGCCUUUAAAAAGAAAGCUUUACGUCUUUUUAUUUGAAAAAAAAUCGGGUGAUAGUUGGAAAGAAUAAUGGGGGGGGGGUCAGUACAUGUUACAUUCUUUACAUAUUAGAUCCUGAGGCUGAGGAGGUACAAUAUACAGCACUGAUUUUGCAAAUGCCGAAUAAAAUAAGCAAAUGGGUAACCUCAACUCUACUGGUACAAAUACUAACAGGCACAGCAUAAGAAAUAUGCAAUUUCUUUGUCUUAGUUUACAGCAACUAACUUAUUCAGUAUUGUGCUGGAAGGCCGUUUCCAACUAUAUAAAACAUAUCAUUCUGUGGGCAAACUUCCAGCACCCGUUGAUGCUGCUGUAUAGUACAGGGAAAACACACACACACACACACACACAAGGAUGGAACAAUGUUUGUCCUGUAAAUUUAAUUUGAUAUUUGGACAGUUACUGUCUGUACAAAUGAAAACAUAUAUGGUUGAAACUGUUCAUUAUAUUUGCUAUUUCUGCUUCACUGAUCUGUUUAAAAGUUUUGAGCUGACUGAUCCGGCUGUGUCUUCCAUUGUAAAUAUUGUUACAUUGUUUUUUCAUGGUAAACCGCAGCACAUUUGCGACUUGGGGAAACUGGCUUGAAGCUCUGUAUAGUGUUUAUAUUUAUCUCGAUUGGCUUUCCAUAGAGCUACUUGCAGUAAAUGUGUUCAUGAUA
Molecule: messenger RNA, 7054 nt
Organism: Sphaerodactylus townsendi
Lineage: Eukaryota; Metazoa; Chordata; Lepidosauria; Squamata; Sphaerodactylidae
Gene: IRS4
Product: insulin receptor substrate 4
Exons: 2
Coding region: 465-4037 (1190 amino acids)
Biological process (GO): insulin receptor signaling pathway
Cellular component (GO): plasma membrane; cytosol
Molecular function (GO): insulin receptor binding; phosphatidylinositol 3-kinase binding
Source: RefSeq, a predicted model, not a curated record